AUGCCGACAAAGAGAGUCCGUCAAAACGACUGUGCGCAGCCAGUUACCGCAAAGCGGCAGAAGCGACAGAUGAACGCUUCUCAGCCAACAAACACAAAGAGAAAGGCAGCCGCGGCCUCCAAGCAGGCACCGUCAGGCAAGAGAGCAAGGAAAAACGCGGAUACUGCUGCCAACGCCGCGCAGCUGCAAAACAACAGAAAACGCGUGUACAAGAAGAAAGCAGCCCCGCGCCAGAACAAAGCCCAGCCUGUGCCUAUUACGCCGUCCGAUAGCAGCAACACAAAAGAAGGCAGUCCAGCUGGUGACGAGCAGGCCGACACAGCACCCGGCCCUUGUCCCAGCAACGGCCACGUUGAUACCAAGCCCAGCUCGUCGGAAAGACAAAAGAUGUUUGAGCGUAUGGAGCCGGCUAUGCGCGAGUUAAAGCGACACCUCAGCGGACCACAUCCCAGCGUCGUCGAACUGGCAGCACCAGUGGCUGCAGAAUACAAGCAGAGGGCGGCCACGGUUGCUGAUAUUGUUUACCGGGCCAUGGAGCAGCUUUCAUCUGGCUCCAAGCACACGCCGGGUGGCGACUUUGCUAUUAUGGAAGAGCUCAUCAACGCCGACUCGGUCUGGCCC
This is a messenger RNA of Kickxella alabastrina, 621 nucleotides long. RefSeq lists its product as uncharacterized. Lineage: Eukaryota; Fungi; Kickxellomycota; Kickxellomycetes; Kickxellales; Kickxellaceae. The transcript has 2 exons. The annotation marks the transcript as partial. The record is from RefSeq and is a predicted model, not a curated record.